UGUUACUGAUGAACGCGGCCCUGUGCUCCAGUCUACGCCUGCUCCCGUGUGUCAAACUGGCUUAUUUGUUUUAAAUGUCGACUGUGCAUGUCCAUUAGGCACGAGCAAUAUCUGUACAGCAGCUGUUCGUCAAAGUCAUUCAAGCUGUACUCUCCUAAGGAGCCCCCCAACGGCGGCAGCUUUCCCCCCUUCCACCCAGGCGCUAUGCUGGACAGAGAUGUGGGGCCUACACCCAUGUACCCCCCAUCAUACAUGGAGCCUGGAAUGGGGAGACCCACACCGUACGGGAACCAGACAGAUUACCGGAUAUAUGAGCUGAACAAAAGGCUACAGAAUUGGACAGAGGACUGUGACAAUCUCUGGUGGGAUGCCUUCACCACAGAGUUCUUUGAGGAUGACGCCAUGCUCACCAUCACCUUCUGUCUGGAAGAUGGACCCAAGCGAUACACCAUCGGCAGGACGUUGAUUCCACGAUACUUUCGAAGUAUCUUUGAGGGAGGCGCCACCGAGCUGUUCUAUGUUUUGAAGCACCCAAAGGAGUCCUUCCACAGUAACUUUGUGUCUCUCGACUGUGACCAGUGCACCAUGGUGACCCAGAACGGCAAACCUAUGUUCACACAGGUUUGUGUGGAGGGCCGCCUGUACCUAGAGUUCAUGUUUGAUGACAUGAUGAGGAUCAAGACGUGGCACUUCAGCAUCAGACAACACAGAGAGGUCCUACCAAGGAGCAUUUUGGCUAUGCAUGAUCCCCAAAUGCUCGAUCAGCUGGCUAAAAAUAUCACCAGAUGUGGGCUGUCCAACUCCACGCUCAACUACCUCCGUCUAUGUGUGAUAUUGGAGCCCAUGCAAGAGUUGAUGUCAAGGCAUAAGACCUAUAGCUUGAGCCCCAGAGACUGCCUGAAGACUUGCCUCUUCCAAAAGUGGCAAAGAAUGGUAGCACCUCCAGCUGAGCCAGCCAGACAAGCUCCAAACAAGCGGCGGAAAAGGAAGGUGUCUGGCGGAAGCACCGUGAGCUCCGGUGGAGGCAGCAAUAACAACACCAACAGCAAAAAGAAGAGUCCAGCCAACAGCUUUUCACUCUCCAGCCAGGUACCUGACCUGGUUGGAACAAAAACCUGUACAGUGCCGGAGCUUGAGGACCGGAGUUGAGAACCACUACGCUAAAUCUUAAACACACACUCACACAAACACACACACAAACACUGACACACACACACACACACACACACACACACACAUAUCCAGACCAGUGCACACACUAACACACACACACACACACACACACACACUCACCUACACCUACAGCAUAAAACAUUGAGGUACUGGAGAGAGGUGGUACGCAGCAUGUCUGGACCAGAGCACCAGAUGCUACAGAAGUGUGUUUUCAUUUUCUAUGUUUUCGACUUGUUUUGAAUUGUUUUUAUUUUUGUAAACAAUUUCUAAAAAAUAAACAGACAAGCAAGCAAACAAAAACACCCCAGAAUAUUCUUUGCACUGUUUUCCACUAUUAACUCCAAUCUAUUUUUCUUAUGAAUUGACGGUGUAUUUUUUUUUUUUUUUUUUUUUUUUUUUUUACUUUCUAUUAUUGCUAAUGUAAGAACUGUAAAACAUCUGAAACCUGCAGUAUAUUAAUGUAUACGUAUUGCUGUUAGAUCAUUCUUAUUGUGAUGGUAAUAACUUCCAUGUAAGUCUGUGCUAAAUAUAACGUCAUCCAUCUGUGUCAGCCAUCACGCUGUCAUCAGGUCCAUCGGCUUCAGUGCUAGAAAACAAGUUUGGGAGAACAAGGCUAGUGUUUAGUACUGUACUACAUCUUAUUUGAUGUGAGUCCAAAGCAGCACACUGGAAACCAGUUUCCCCACUAAAUUUCCAUCCAGCGCCUGAUUUGGAUCUGUUGACUUGUCAUUGCAGAACUGUUUGCUUUGUCUUCAAAUCUCUAUCUGGGGGUCCUCUCUUCAGAGAACAUAAUAACAGAAAACUUCGCAAAUUUGCUACUCAAAAAUAUUUUAAAAACAAGUUUUGACAGGAUUGUAAAAUAAGAAAAAAAAAGACUUUUGUAUUAACUUAAGUUUCCCAGAAAUGUUUUUAAUCACAAUUAAGAAAGCUGCAGACCAAGGAGCUACAUGUAAAGAUUCUUUAGAUAUUGAUUACACUGUGCUGUUUUAUGUUUUAUGACGAAUCAUUUUGUUGGCUUUACUCCUCAUGUUUGUGUCUGUGCUUGUAUAUUUUUAGGUAGUAAUUUCUGUAAAGGUUAUUCUACGUAUUCCUCCCUAGAAUUAUGAGAAACUCAAUCUAAUGUAAAGACAUGAAAAGCCUCUUAAAAGUUUUUUUAAACGUGAUUUUUAAUGGUACAAUCACUGAUAAAAGAAUUUUGCCCCAUUUUAGCAAACUGUAUUUAUUUUUCUAUGUACUGACUUUCUGUUUAGGUCCAACCCACCUGUACUAUACUCAUGAUGAUAUAUGGAGGAGUUUGUUGGGCUGCUGAGUCAGUUAAUGCUAAUACAGCUCAUUUCAUUACUUGUGUUUUUUCACACGCUGCUCCCAGUUCUGGCCAGUUUAUCACAAUGGUUCAGUAUGUUCACAUUAAAGAGAUAUUUAAGGGCCAUGUUCUGCUGUUGUAGGUGCCCGGUCUAUAUGAAAACCAAUCAGAUGCACUGCAAUUCAAUAAAUAACCACAUGUAGAGAAAAUGUUAAUCUCUAAGUCAUCCUUUUUUUUCUGUAAAGUUACUCUAGUUCAUGGUGAGUCAUCCUCUGAUGAAAAGUUCCUCAGAAGCUGGAGAUAUUGCACAAUGGUGCAACCUUUAGUGGAAUUGGGUCAAAUUUUCCUUCUAAUCUGUAACUGACAGGUGAAAAAUGCAAUGUUGUUUUUUCAUUAAUGGAAAUAUGCUGACCAUUGACCUUACAUUUGGGGGAAAAAUCGACUCACUGGGCUUGACCUUUAUCUGCUGUGUCAGGGUUUCCUGUGUACUUAGGCAACUCUUUACAUCAUAUCUAACUCGUGAGCUUCAGCAUCACCCAGCUGACAGCUAUUGGAUAGUAAUUUGCAAACUCGCCCAGCAGGGGUCUCCCAGGACCGACUGAGCAGCCGUUCAGAAAUUCCUCCAUCAUUAUAUCUGGCAGCAAUGCCGUCUGUAAAUCCACACCGAGCUGCAGGCUGUUGUGUUUUAAGUCCUUACUCAUUGUCUCUAGCACCCCUAGUCUACUUUUGUGGUGUAUCUACUCAGCAGGCCGACACAGAAUUGAUCUAGGGGGAACUUUUCAACGCCCUGUGUUUCCUAAGUUGACAUAAUUUAGGGAAUGAGGGUUUGUGAUAUGUGAGACAGAGCUGAAAUGGCAAUUCACCAAUAGCUGGCUCCUGUAGCACCUCACCAUAGGGGUGAUUUUAUAUCUAUAUUUUUUGCCAGGUUUCUGUCAUUGAUGAUUCAUGUAUGGUAUCAAUAAAGAUGAAUUUUCACUGAAAAA
Molecule: messenger RNA, 3459 nt
Organism: Sebastes umbrosus (honeycomb rockfish)
Lineage: Eukaryota; Metazoa; Chordata; Actinopteri; Perciformes; Sebastidae
Gene: ldb1a
Product: LIM domain binding 1a
Exons: 11
Coding region: 88-1149 (353 amino acids)
Biological process (GO): nervous system development; negative regulation of transcription by RNA polymerase II; positive regulation of transcription by RNA polymerase II
Cellular component (GO): transcription regulator complex; nucleus
Molecular function (GO): LIM domain binding
Source: RefSeq, a predicted model, not a curated record